Papaver somniferum (opium poppy) is the source of this 1419-nucleotide messenger RNA. RefSeq lists its product as uncharacterized. The transcript is spliced from 2 exons. The coding region runs from base 1 to 1419 and encodes 472 amino acids. The record is from RefSeq and is a predicted model, not a curated record. NCBI's taxonomy places the organism in Eukaryota, Viridiplantae, Streptophyta, Magnoliopsida, Ranunculales, Papaveraceae.
AUGGGGUUUGGUUUCACUUGGAGGAACUGGAUUUGUUCUUGCAUAUCACAUGCCCACUUCUCCGUCUUAGUCAAUGGGGUUCCGGGUGCUAAUUUUAGGAGCUCUAGGGGUCUCAGGCUAGGUGACCCCUUGUAUCCAUUCUUAUUCACCAUAGUCAUGGAAGGUUUCUGCCGGAUGAUUGCAAAAGCGGAAGAAAACGGUCGCUUAUCUGGUUUCAAGGUAACUCUUGUCGGGCCCGUAGUGUCCCACUUGCUUUUUGCUGAUGAUACUUUACUCUUUAGUGCAGAUAAGGCUCAAAGCUUACUUACUAUUAGGGAAAUCUUAACCUGUUUUGAGUUGGUCGCGGGACUUAGUAUAAAUCUAAUGAAAAGAACAACAAUUAGUAUUGGCGCUACCACACAUGACGAAGUUGUGGAAAAUUUUCUCGGUUGCGCACUUGAAGAGUUGCGUUUCAAGUAUUUGGGAAUGCCUGCAUGGGCCUAUAAGUGCAAGAAGAUUUGGGACCCUGUGGUUGAGAGUGUGGAGAAAAGACUAGAAGAAUGGAAGAGAAGAAUUGGUAAAUACAAACUGGGAAUUCUACACAAGGUUGCAAAUGGGAGAAAAAUCCGAUUCUGGGUUGAUAGAUGGAUAGGGGAAGAGGCGCUUAAGGACAAAUUUCCUAAUCUGUAUGAAGUUACUAGAAAGCAAGGAAGUUGGAUAAGCGAACUGGCCAAAAACAACUCAGAAGAGCGCAUUAGUCGGGACUUGGAUUUUAAAAUAAGACUUACGGAUUUGGAGAUUAACGAGGCAGCUACUCUAUCUCAUCUUCUAGAGGGAACCGUAUUAAGCAAUGGGGAAGAUACUAGAAGGUGGAGUUGGGAGUCGAGCGGAGUCUUUUCGGUGAAGUCGUGCUACAAAGGGCUGGCGAAGAACUCAGGUAUCAUCUUCCCUUCUACACAAAUUUGGAAACGAUCAGUACCAACUAAAGUUUCUUUCUUUGUGUGGUUAAUUCAUCAUAAUGCUAUUUUAACUCAAAAUAAUCUAAAGAAGAAGGGAUGGAAGUUAGCAAAUAGGUGCAUUUUGUGUAAGUCAAAUGAAGAAACGAUUGAUCACCUUUUCAUUCACUGCCCAGAAAUGUAUGAUGUAUGGAUGUUCUUCAUGAAGGAAUUUCAUAGGGAUUGGGUUAUCAGUGAAAGUGCUACAAACUUGUUUAUCGAGCAACAGGCUCGCGGGCUCACCGAGAAUGGCAGGACUAUUUGGGAAUUACUACCCUUUGCUUUCGUUUGGGGAGUGUGGAAACAGAGAAAUAAGUGCAUUUUUCAAGAUUCAGAAUACUCUCAAGAAAUUUUGAUUAGGAAGAUUAAGGCUCUCUUAUUGUAUUGGACGUCUACAACAAUAUCUUUUAGAGGCAUUACUUACCAGAAUCUGCACUAUAACUAG